AUGAAAUCACUAUCCUGGGAAGAAAGGGGCAUACGUGUUGAUGGAAGAUUUCUUUCGAACCUUCGUUUCGCGGACGACAUCGUUCUCUUUUCGAGCAGUACCAAUGAAGCAGAAACGAUGCUCAACGAAUUGAACCGAGCAGGGAAGAGAAUAGGUCUGCGGAUAAACAGAAAGAAGACACAGUUCAUGAGGAACGCCUACUGUGAGGACGGAGGAGUACAACUUGAAGGUUCCCAAAUCGUGGAAACUCCGUCAUACGUAUACCUCGGACGUUCUAUGAACAUGGAAAACGACUUGAAGGAAGAACUGAAUAGAAGAAUGAGAGCAGCAUGGGCAGCAUUCGCAGCCGUCAGGGAAGCUACGGACCAACUGACGGACCAAGAUCUUCGUGCCCAUCUGUUCGACUCGACAGUCCUUCCAGCGCUCUGUUACGCAGCAUAG
Molecule: messenger RNA, 441 nt
Organism: Necator americanus (New World hookworm)
Lineage: Eukaryota; Metazoa; Nematoda; Chromadorea; Rhabditida; Ancylostomatidae
Exons: 1
Coding region: 1-441 (146 amino acids)
Source: RefSeq, a predicted model, not a curated record